Didymodactylos carnosus is the source of this 240-nucleotide messenger RNA. Lineage: Eukaryota; Metazoa; Rotifera; Eurotatoria; Philodinida; Philodinidae. The record is from the annotation of a GenBank genome assembly.
AUGAGCAAUAAAAUAUUGAAAGUGCAGCAUCAUGUGAACACAAAUACAAGUAUUCUACAAGCAUUAGCCAUUAAUUCAUUACCAACAAUCGAUCAAUUAAAUCCUGAUAAUAAUGAAGAAGAUUUCACAUUAAUCCAUUUCGAUAAAAAACUUGAUUUAGUAGAUAAAAAUGAUCUUAAUUUAACAAAAACAGUAUUACAAGAAGUGAAUAAUUAUGUUCUAUUUUAUAAAGAUCAAUAA